AAAAGCUCCAUAGGAGAUUAGGUAUUUUGCGUGCGUAAGGCAUAUGGAUAUGUACUGUGCGAACGUGCGGUGUGUGAUUUCGCAACACUUAUCAACAGAAGAGAGGGAGAUGACACUAACAAAGGCUAGUCAAAAACGCUCUAGGAGCAAAGAUGAAGACAGUGAUAUUUUACCAAGAACAAAGAGGAGAGAGUACAACUUUGACAGCUCCUGUCAAGGAUUCCAUGAAGACCAGGCGGAUGGAGCAGGGGAGCCACAUCAUUCACAGGCAGCAUCCUCUUCCACGUCGCCGCUAGCAACAAGUCCUCAGGCUGGUAGCACCGCCUCCCACCGUCUUCCACACUCACACAACAGUGCCGACAUCAUAGCAGCCCUACACAAUACCCAUCUAGACAGACAUGGAAACAACAACCCUCCCCAUUCUCCUUCACCUCCUCCACCUGCCUCUCUCCCAUCCUGUCACCACCACCAGCAUCAGCAUCAUCCCUUACUCUUGAAAGAUGCGGGGAUCCUGCCCCCAUCCCACCAACACCCGUACCUGGGCCCUCUCCCGGACGUUCUCCACGAGACUUCAGAGACGUACUACUGUCAUGUCAACAGGUUACUUCGCUCGGCCCACUUUGAGAGGUUAAAACGGGUCAAGGACCCAAGCCUGGCAGAUGUCUUUGAUGCGAGUGCCUUCAACUGAAAUCUCUUUCCUCGGAUUGUUCUGCUGCAAACUUGUUCUAUAGUAAUGUGUCGAGGGCUAGAUCAAAAGUUAGACUCAUGGAUAACUUCAACAUUAAUAGAAAGAUAGAUAGAUACAUUGUAGAUAGGUGAAUACAUUGAUAGAUAGUCUAGAUAGGUAGUAGUUGAAAAGAUAAAGCGUUGAUUGAUUGAUAGAUAGAUAGAUAGAUAGAUAGAUAGAUAGAUAGAUAGAAAGAAAGAAAGAUAGAUAAAAAAUGAUGAAUAUUCAGGAUUUGUGUUUACAUUUGACUGGAAAAUUUCACGUUCACGCAGCCUGCCUACUCAGAGACUUGCAUACUUUUUAUUAAAAAAAUUACAACCUCAUUAUACAUUUAUUGCACUGCCCUUCAUACCUUUACCUAUGAAGAUAUUUCAAGUGAUGUGCAUAUUGAUAUUGUUGAAAUUUGAAAUACAUAAUUUAUCCAGUUCAUAAAACCAUGUUGUAACUGUAUUAAAAGUAUGUGUAUGAAAACAAGCGAAAAAGAAGGUACUGAGGAGUGUGAACUUGCAGUUGUAUUUUACUGACAUAUUUUUGUUUGUUUCCAUUUCAAACAAUUUUCAAAGAUGUAACUGAAUGAUUGCCAAUGGACAUAGGAUUUUGAUAUUUGAAUGUGAACAUGGUUUACUUUUAUUCUCAUUUUCAGCCCGUAUGUUUCUUGAUAUUACAUUCUACAAUCUAAAACGUCAGUUUCUGAACAUUGUUUUUUUUUAUUAAACUAAAUGAACCGGACAAAAUUAAAAGCAGGGUUUAACAUAAAAUUGGGAAAUAUUUGCUUUGUGAGUUGUGACAAUACAUGUAGUACAUGUACAGGCACUUUUUAUGGAAUCAAAUAAAUUAGAAAGGCGGAUCAUUUUAUUGUGUGGGUGCCAGAAGGGCGUUAACUCAAAUAUUUUAACAUAGAGGUAACGUCCUUUUGGCUCUCAAGAGAUGAUUUAUAUAAUACGCCACAACGUACCUGGCAGGAAUUGAUUCCUCGAAAUGCUAGAGCGCCGCAGUGGCCGCCUUGCUAAAGCCAGGGUAAUAAUCAGGGCAGCGCCAGGAGCAUCACAACAUGACGGACAUGUACACUACAUAAGAAGCCACCAUCAUCAUUAUUAUUAUUAACCCUCUGAUCUGAAUCUAUUUCUGUGUCCAUGUUUUGGAUUUUAAUGUUUUAUAUUAUUUUUAUCACCAUUAUUUUAGCAAGAGAUUUGGAUAUUUUACUUGCAUGGAAGCGUUUUUGUGUUAAUGAUAUGAAGACUUAUAAGUGGGUCAAUAGAAACAUAUAGACGGAAAAGAAAAUCUGGUCAGAAGGAAGUGAUUUUGUGAUUAGUCAUGGGUCAUGUGAUUAUGUAACAGUAUAAUCUUGUAAGGUAUAACAGUGAUUGACAUUUUUGGCCUAGCCUCGAUUCCUUUCUACUUAUUGUUGUUUAUAGCCAUACAUUUAACCCCGUAUGUGAGUUGUUAGGUUGUAUGUUUUGAGGGGGAGUUAUUUAUAAUGUGUUUGAUAUCCAGUAAAGAGAUAUAUUCAGUUAAUUGUGAAUGUGUUUUAUUCGUCAGGACACAUAAAAGUCUGCAUACUGAUGUGAACAAAUUUAAGUUGCGUGGCUGAAACUUUGUGCCUUUUAAAUUCCAAAGCAUGUCAUGACUAAUAUAACAAUUUAUUUGUCUACUAUAGCUAUUUAUUAUAUACCAUAUAGUUUCCUUCACAUUUGUGUCUUUGUCAUGAUUGGUUGUGGUAAUGCAUACAAUAUUAAUGUGGCAAAAAGAUGUAUUUAUUUAGUUUGUUAAUGUAGCUUCUUUCAAUAGACAAAUUAACAGGAAAGUCCGCACUGCUCUUGUAUUUAUCAGAUUUGUUUUCUUUCUUUUUUCCUCUUUUUUUUCUUUUCUUAUUUUUCUUUCUUUAUUUAUUUAUUUCUAAAAACUGGGUCAUUGGAAAUUCAAAGACAAUUCGAUAAAGAAUAUUAUAUUUUGGGGAACUGCAUUAAACAAAUUGGCAACUUUAUGAUUAAUUUCUCAAUAUCAUUCGGUUCAUAUGAUUUUUCAAGAUAUCCCUCUUUCAUUUAAUGAUAGAUUUAUAGAUUUCUUCCAUAGAGGGCGGCAUUUGUGAUUAUUUCCCCAAUGAUGUAUUUCUGGGAUUAAAAUGAGAAGGAAACAAAUGUGUGGAGUAUAGUGGUCUUUUUCAUUAACUUUUCAGUACUUGAUAUAUGGCUAAUAGCUUUGGAAUUAAAUAAUUGAGUUGCCAAUUUGUAUAGGGAUCUUCACUAUUAUGAAAAUUUAUAAUUGUAAUCCAAGAUUACUGAUAGUCCUUUUCAGGACUCCUCAAUCCUCCCUCUCUCUCACAUGGUGCACCCGCAAGCCUACUGUAUAUCCAUGGAAAAUGUUCUCAAACUUCCACUGGUACAUUAUUUCUUAUUGAUUUUCUGUUUUUGAUAGGAUCAGCUUGAUGUUAUGGGGAACGUGUAAUGUUAAUGGGAGAAAGACUUGAAAUUUGAAGGUUCCUCAUCUUUGUUAGUUAUUCAUGUUUAUCAUGGCCCUGUGACAUAAAAAUCUAUCUUCAAUACAUUGGGUUUUGUUUUUGUUAAUAUGUAUUUCCAUUCUAGCUACAAUUAAUUGUAUCUUCACAGAUUCUUUCUGCAUUAUAAGAUUGUAAGAUACAGUUGAUUCACAGUUAGGAAAUAUGAUUAAUUUGGAAGAGAUGCCAUCAGUUAUAAGUCCAAAUAUUACAGGGCUAAUGUUUUGUUAAGUGCCCAUUUUCCAAGACUUUAUUAUGAAUAGAACAGAAUAAGACUCGAUUUUGGAAUCCGAAUAGAAACUAACUUUGAAGAAAAGAAAAAUUUGACACCAAAAAUCAUAAAUUUUAGAGUUAAUUGCCAAGAGAGUUGUGCUUGUGAUGUCAUGAAUAUUACUCCCAAUUUAUGUUCUUCUCAAAAUGACGAAAAAUGUACGACUAAUUUUUAGCAGUCUUUAAAUAAGAUCUGGAAAUUUGAUACAUCAUUAACUUAACUAUGUAAAUUACACUAACAAGGUAUUACUUACAAGUGCAAUUUCAUGUCCAUGGGACCUCUUGCAUGAGCAAUUCAGGGAUUUCUUAAGGGUUUCAUCCUCAAAUUGACAACAGUUAUUUGUAUU
This is a messenger RNA of Strongylocentrotus purpuratus (purple sea urchin), 3838 nucleotides long. RefSeq lists its product as uncharacterized. The transcript is spliced from 4 exons. NCBI's taxonomy places the organism in Eukaryota, Metazoa, Echinodermata, Echinoidea, Camarodonta, Strongylocentrotidae. The record is from RefSeq and is a predicted model, not a curated record. Bases 44 to 688 code for a protein of 214 amino acids.